Solanum pennellii is the source of this 1438-nucleotide messenger RNA. Its product is annotated as triosephosphate isomerase, chloroplastic. Gene Ontology annotation, cellular component: cytosol. Gene Ontology annotation, molecular function: triose-phosphate isomerase activity. Gene Ontology annotation, biological process: gluconeogenesis; glyceraldehyde-3-phosphate biosynthetic process; glycolytic process. NCBI's taxonomy places the organism in Eukaryota, Viridiplantae, Streptophyta, Magnoliopsida, Solanales, Solanaceae. The coding region runs from base 181 to 1161 and encodes 326 amino acids. The transcript is spliced from 9 exons. The record is from RefSeq and is a predicted model, not a curated record.
ACCAACCCUUAAUUAGGUUUAGCCAGUUCGUGUGUUCGACGCUCCGAAACACGAGAGUGAAUAGACUGAACAUAAAUAGAUAUUGGUAACACCGGCACUUUAUUCAGGCGCACAAGCAGAAGCACUAGUAGAAGAAACAGGGGAUAUCAUCAUUCUAUCAGUUGCUGUUGAAUUCCAAAAAUGGCGGUGGCAUCAACAUCUCUAGCUUCUCAAAUGUCUGGCCCUAAAUCCGCCACUUCCAUUUCAUGCCCGCAGUUCUCUGGCCUCCGGAAAUCUCUCUCCAAGCUUGAUAACUCCGUUUCCUUCUCCACUUCUCAAGCUUUCUUCCAAAACGUCGAUUCUCACCUCCGACUUUCUUCUGACCGGAAAGGUUGUAGGGCCGUCGUCUCCAUGGCCGGCUCCGGCAAGUUCUUUGUUGGAGGAAAUUGGAAAUGUAAUGGAACAAAGGACUCCAUAAGCAAGCUUGUCUCUGAUUUAAACAGUGCUCAGCUCGAGUCUGAUGUUGAUGUGGUUGUAGCACCUCCCUUUCUGUACAUUGAUCAAGUAAAGAAUUCACUCACCGACAAGAUUGAAGUUUCUGCUCAGAAUUGUUGGACUGGAAAAGGUGGAGCUUUCACUGGUGAAAUCAGUGUAGAACAAGUGAAAGAUCUUGGCUGCAAGUGGGUCAUUCUUGGUCAUUCGGAAAGGAGACAUGUAAUUGGAGAAAAUGAUGAAUUUAUUGGCAAGAAGGCUGCUUAUGCUUUGAGCCAAGGCGUUGGCGUUAUAGCCUGUAUUGGAGAGCUGUUAGAAGAAAGAGAAGCAGGAAAGACUUUUGAUGUCUGUUUCCAGCAAUUGAAGGCUUUUGCAGAUGCUAUACCAAGUUGGGAUAAUGUUGUCAUUGCGUAUGAGCCUGUUUGGGCUAUUGGAACCGGUAAAGUUGCCUCGCCUGAGCAGGCUCAGGAGGUACAUGUAGCUGUCCGUGAUUGGCUUACUAAGAAUGUUUCAGCUGAAGUUGCUUCUAAAACACGCAUUAUAUAUGGAGGCUCCGUGAAUGGAAGCAACUCUUCUGACCUUGCAAAGAAAGAAGACAUUGAUGGUUUUCUAGUAGGAGGUGCUUCCUUAAAGGGUCCCGAGUUUGCAACCAUUGUUAAUUCUGUAACUGCCAAGAAGGUAGCUGCUUGAUCAUUUGUCAUGGAGAGAAUAAACAGCAUAGAGAAACUCUAGACAAUAAACUACUGGUUCAAUUUUGUGAAUUGAAAAUCUGAUGACAUUCCAACUCUUCCAGCCUUUGUACCAUGUUUUUCCAUCCAUCUCCCUCUAAUACAAGCAACACAAUGAGGUUUAUUAUUUUAGGCUGCUUGUAUUGCUGGGUUUGUACUGUUUGCUACUAUAAAUUAUAUAACCCAUAGUUGAGAUAUGUUUGAUUCGAGUUUACAAGGUUUACAGAUUACUUCCCCAA